Molecule: messenger RNA, 618 nt
Organism: Cotesia congregata
Lineage: Eukaryota; Metazoa; Arthropoda; Insecta; Hymenoptera; Braconidae
Source: the annotation of a GenBank genome assembly
AUGGAACUAGGCAUUUCUGAUGAUAUACGACAUAGUCAACGCUAUAUAACAAACUAUAAAAAAGCAAACUGGCAGUUGUUUAGAAAUAUAAUUAAUGAUAAACUAAUAAUAAACUCAAAAAUUUCUAUCAAAGUAGAUGUUGAUUAUACAGUGGACCAAUUAGAAAAUAUUAUUAUAGAGGCUAAAAAUAAAGCAAUACCUGAAAUAACUAUCAAACCAAACGCUGCUAGAUGCAAAUAUCAAAGAACAAGAUUAGAUAAUUACAAAAAACUUAAAAACUCCUUAACAAAUGAAAUUAACUCCCGAAUACGCGAUUUCAACAAUAAAAUGUGGGAUAAAAAACUUAAUAAAUUAUCAGUAAAAGAUAAUUCCAUAUGGAAAAUAGCAAAAUCCUUUACUAAGAAAUUUGACAACUUGAUACCUACACUACAUGGACCGAACGGUUUAGCAUUUUCGGAGGUAGACAAAGUAAAUACACUUGCCGAAAACUUCGAAAGAGUACACCACUUGACAGAAAAUGAUGGAGACGAUGAAACAGAAACAAUAUGUAUGUACAUUAAUAUACACUGGUUACAAAUAGUUUUGUCAUCUCAACACCUCAAAAUUCUUCAGUAUUAA